GCCUGAAGACAGCCGGAAGCCCCCACUGCCUGCUGCCACCUCCAGCCCCAGCCCCGUCACCAUGCACUCCUUGGACGAGCCGCUUGACCUGAAGCUCAGCAUCACCAAGCUCCGGGCGGCAAGAGAGAAGCGGGAGAGGACAUUAGGCGUGGUCCGGCCCAGGGCUUUGCACAGGGAGCUGGGCCUGGUGGACGAUAGCCCCACGCCUGGCUCCCCAGGCUCCCCGCCCUCAGGCUUCCUGCUGAAUCCCAAGUUCCCUGAGAAGGUGGAGGGACGCUUUUCAGCAGCCCCUCUGGUGGACCUCAGCUUGUCACCACCAUCGGGGCUGGACUCCCCCAAUGGCAGCAGCUCGCUGUCCCCUGAGCGCCAAGGCAACGGGGACCUGCCUCCCGUACCUGCUGCCCCGGACUUCCAGCCCCUGCGCUACUUGGAUGGUGUCCCCAGCUCCUUCCAGUUCUUCCUGCCCCUGGGCUCCGGGGGCGCCCUGCACCUGCCUGCCUCCUCUUUCCUCACGCCCCCCAAGGACAAGUGCCUCUCGCCAGAGCUGCCCCUGCCCAAGCAGCUGGUGUGUCGCUGGGCCAAGUGUAACCAGCUCUUCGAGCUCCUGCAAGACCUGGUAGACCACGUCAACGACUACCACGUCAAGCCUGAGAAGGACGCAGGAUACUGCUGCCACUGGGAGGGCUGCGCCCGCCACGGCCGAGGCUUCAAUGCCAGGUACAAGAUGCUCAUCCACAUCCGUACGCACACCAACGAGAAGCCGCACCGCUGCCCCACCUGCAGCAAGAGCUUCUCCCGUCUGGAGAACCUGAAGAUACACAACCGGUCGCACACAGGUGAGAAGCCCUAUAUCUGCCCCUACGAGGGCUGCAACAAGCGCUACUCCAACUCCAGUGACCGCUUCAAGCAUACUCGCACCCACUACGUGGACAAGCCCUACUACUGCAAGAUGCCCGGCUGCCACAAGCGCUACACGGACCCCAGCUCCCUGCGCAAGCACAUCAAGGCCCACGGCCACUUCGUGUCCCACGAGCAGCAGGAGCUCCUGCAGCUGCGCCCGCCCCCCAAGCCGCCACUGCCCACCCCCGACGGCAGCCCCUAUGUCAGCGGGGCCCAGAUCAUCAUCCCCAACCCCGCCGCCCUCUUCGGGGGCCCCAGCCUGCCCGGCCUGCCCCUGCCCCUGGCCCCUGGCCCCCUCGACCUCAGUGCUCUGGCCUGUGGCAAUGGCGGGGGCAGUGGGGGCGGGGGCGGCAUAGGCCCGGGGCUGCCAGGCCCCGUCCUGCCUCUCAACCUGGCCAAGAACCCGCUGCUGCCCUCGCCCUUUGGGGCUGGCGGCCUGGGCCUGCCUGUGGUCUCCCUCCUCGCUGGCUCCGCUGGCGGCAAGGCCGAGGGGGAGAAGGGGCGUGGCUCAGUACCCACCAGGGCCCUGGGCAUGGAGGGCCGCAAGACACCUCUCGAAAGGACGGAGAGCAGCUGCACCCGGCCAAGCCCCGAUGGACUCUCCCUGCUGCCAGGCACUGUGCUAGACCUGUCCACAGGUGUCAACUCUGCGGCCAGCAGUCCAGAGGCUCUGACCCCUGGCUGGGUGGUCAUCCCGCCAGGCUCUGUGCUGCUCAAACCAGCUGUGGUGAACUGAGCCCGCCUGGCGACAGCAAUGACAACCCAGCCAGUAGCUCCGGGGGCUGCGUGACGAACGGAAACUCUUCUGCGAAAUAGCAAUAAUGUCCCACUGCUCCAGGGCCUGGCCAGCUGCACUCCCCCGGCAGCCCCAGCCCCAGACAGCUGGGCAGCAAGGAUGGUGCUAGAAGGUCACAUCUGGCUUUCCAGCUCUCGGGUGCGGGCCUGGACUUGCAUCCAGGGAGAGCUGCGCUCUUGGGUGCUGAGGCCUCGUGGUCCUCUGGCCCACCUGGCCCACAGCUU
Carlito syrichta (Philippine tarsier) is the source of this 1920-nucleotide messenger RNA. It is a transcript of the gene GLIS2, whose product is annotated as GLIS family zinc finger 2. Gene Ontology annotation, biological process: smoothened signaling pathway; regulation of transcription by RNA polymerase II. Gene Ontology annotation, cellular component: nucleus. Bases 62 to 1636 code for a protein of 524 amino acids. The record is from RefSeq and is a predicted model, not a curated record. NCBI's taxonomy places the organism in Eukaryota, Metazoa, Chordata, Mammalia, Primates, Tarsiidae. The transcript is spliced from 6 exons. Gene Ontology annotation, molecular function: RNA polymerase II cis-regulatory region sequence-specific DNA binding; DNA-binding transcription factor activity, RNA polymerase II-specific.